AUUUUUUCAUUUUCGUAUAAAACCAAAGUCUCCCGGCCCCGUCUCUCUGCCGCACACCAAAAUCAAAACGCUCUCUUCUCCAAAUUGGCACUCCGCCGCCGCCGCUCCCUCUCAGGAUGGCCAGCACGGAAAUCCAGUCCGACCGCGAGAAGGCCCGAUUAGCGGCCGACGAAGAGGAAUCAUCCCCAAUUGAACAGGUCCGGCUCACCGUCAGCCCCACCGACGACCCGAGCCUCCCCGUAUGGACCUUCCGAAUGUGGUUCCUGGGCCUCUUAUCCUGCGCCCUCCUCUCCUUCCUCAACCAGUUCUUCGCCUACCGUACCGAGGCCCUCGUCAUCACUCAGAUCACCGUCCAGGUCGCCACGCUCCCCAUCGGCCGGUUCAUGGCGGCGGUCCUGCCCACGAAGCAGUUCCGGGUCGGGUCCAAGGCCUUCUCCCUCAACCCGGGCCCCUUCAACACCAAGGAGCACGUACUCAUCUCCAUCUUCGCCAACGCCGGCAGCGCCUUCGGCGGCGGGUCCGCAUACGCCGUCGGGAUCGUCAAUAUCAUCCGGGCGUUCUACCACCGCAAGAUUUCCUUCCUCGCCAGCUGGCUACUCAUCAUCACCACCCAGGUGCUGGGCUACGGGUGGGCUGGGCUGCUUCGGAAGUACGUGGUCGAGCCAGCCCACAUGUGGUGGCCCGCCACUCUGGUCCAGGUUUCCCUCUUCCGGGCCCUGCACGAGAAGAGCGGCGACGACGAGAAGGGAAGGACGACGAGGGCGAAGUUCUUCGUCAUCGCACUGGCAUGCAGCUUCCUCUGGUACGUAGUCCCGGGCUACCUAUUCAGCACAAUCGCGACCAUAUCAUGGGUCUGCUGGGCCUUCCCCAAGUCCGUAAAAGUCCAGCAGAUCGGGUCCGGGAUGCACGGGCUUGGGCUGGGAGCAUUCUCCCUCGACUGGUCCACCAUCGCGGCCUUCUACGGAAGCCCACUCACCAGUCCAUUCUUCGCCAUCGUCAACAGCCUGGCCGGCUACUUACUCAUCAUCUACGUGGCCGUCCCCGUCGCCUACUGGGGGUUCAACCUCUUCGGCGCCAACAAGUUCCCCAUCUUCUCCUCCCACCUCUACACCUCCCGCGGCGAGAUCUACGACAUCACCGCCAUCGUCAACGACAAGUUCGAGCUCGACCCCGCGAAAUAUGCCGAGCAAGGGAGGGUCCACCUCAGCAUGUUCUUCGCCCUCAGCUAUGGGUUCGGGUUCGCCGCCAUUGCCGCCACCCUCACCCACACCGUCAUGUUCUACGGGAAGGAGAUGUACGCUCGAUUCCGCGCUUCGUACAACGAGAAGGAAGACGUUCACACGCGCUUGAUGAAGCAGAACUACGACGACAUCCCCGGGUGGUGGUUCCACUCCCUUCUCGCCGUCAGCAUCGCCGUUUCCCUCGUCCUCUGCACCGUCUUGCAGGAUCAGGUUCAAAUGCCGUGGUGGGGACUUAUCUUCGCCAGCGCGCUGGCCUUCGUGUUCACCCUCCCCGUCAGCAUCAUUACCGCGACAACUAACGUCGUAAGUAUAUAUACACCGGGAUUGAACAUUAUAACGGAGUACGCAAUGGGCGUGAUACUACCUGGGCGGCCCAUCGCGAACGUAUGCUUCAAAACAUACGGGUACAUGAGCAUGGGGCAAGCGGUGUCGUUUUUGAGCGACUUCAAGCUCGGCCACUACAUGAAGAUUCCGCCGCGAUCGAUGUUUCUGGUGCAGUUCAUCGGCACGGUUUUGGCGGGAACGAUCAACCUCGUGGUCGCGUGGUGGCUGCUGACGUCGGUGAAGAACAUAUGCCAGGACGAUCUGCUGCCCGCGGGCAGCCCGUGGACCUGCCCGCAGGACCGGGUGUUCUUCGACGCGUCGGUGAUAUGGGGCCUGGUGGGCCCAAAGAGGAUAUUCGGGUCCGAGGGAAACUACGGGUCCAUGAACUGGUUCUUCCUCGUGGGCGCGGUGGGCCCGGUGUUGGUGUGGCUGGCCCACAGGGCUUUCCCGGGCCAGGGGUGGAUCCGGCUGGUGAACCUGCCCGUGGUGUUCGGGGUGAGCGGGAUGAUCCCGCCGGCGACGGCGAUUAAUCUCAACAGCUGGAUCGUGGUGGGGACGGUGUUCAAUUUCUUCGUGUUCAGGUACAGGAAGAAGUGGUGGCAGAGGUACAAUUAUAUUUUGUCGGCGGCGCUGGACGCCGGGGUUGCGUUCAUGGCGGUGGUGCUCUAUUUCUCGGUGGGGAUGGAGGAGAGGAGCUUGGACUGGUGGGGGAAUGCCGGUGAGCACUGUGAUCUGGCGGCUUGCCCGACGGCGAGAGGUGUGGUCACCGAUGGUUGUCCGGUGUUCUAGUUGUAAUUUUGUAACUUUGUCUCGUUGCAUCUUUUGCUUUGGUUGUCUUUAGUUCAUUUCUAUGUGUCGGUCCGUACUGGUAUUCAAGAGUUCAAUUUUAUGGGUUUUUUUCUUUGAUAUCUCAUUUUUGUUCAUCUAUUAGUGUUUUGAUACAUACGUUACAGUACAC
This is a messenger RNA of Linum tenue, 2523 nucleotides long. The record is from the annotation of a GenBank genome assembly. NCBI's taxonomy places the organism in Eukaryota, Viridiplantae, Streptophyta, Magnoliopsida, Malpighiales, Linaceae.